CGCCUUACGAUGAAUGCUGUGCCGUCGCAACAGCCUUGACGACCGUGGCCUUGUACUUCCGCCGCAAUUCCAGAGGCAUUUUGGAUCAGCCUCACUAGGAUAUAACGACCCCAACACCAGAAAAUAUCACGAUUACGAUAAAUCAAGAACCAUUGGAUAAAUACUGCCGCCCACUCCCACUCGGAGACGACCGGACAAGCUUGGAAAGUCGGACAUCAGAUUUCGAGAGCAGGAAUCUUGAAAGACAGCGCCGUCCCUACAAGAGACUAGUCGUGUCACGUUCCACGCCCUACCACAAGAGUCCUUGGAAAGCUAGGCUUACGGUCUUUGGGCUGUUGUAAAGAGGUGGUACAGACAGGCGAUACAUCCGACGGAGAAUACCAAGUCCCGUUGAUCUGGGGCACAGUGGUUACUGUCUGACAGGAGGCCGGCCGGCUACUUGCAGUCGGCCCUGUGAAUGACAUCUCAGGCGAUACAGACAUGCCUAGAGCCUCGGGUCUCCCGUUUCUCAACCUGUCCCCGAAAAACAAUGAAGAUCUCAACGGCUUGACUCCCGCGACCCUGAGUCCGCGGUCGACGGGCUCUCCCCAUACUCCAGGUUCGGCACCGGGAUCUCCAUAUCUACAAGGCCCGCCAACGCCUGCGUUGAUGAGUCCCUUACCUGCAUCUCCUGAUGGCAGAAAUGAUGGUUAUCGGUCGGGACCUACUUCCCCCAGAUUCACAGCGAUGCCCGAAUUUCCUCCUUCGCCAGUACCACAGUCCCCAAAGCACGGACGGGACAUGUCAAAGGGGUUUUUCUCGAAUUUUAUGGCUAGCAAAUCCUCUCACAAACUACAGCCCUCUGAAGCCAACAUCCAGGAAGAUGCAGAAAAGGUGAACGUGGAGAAGGUGAAUGCAAGGAGUAGGACAAGCUCGAAAGACAGAUCGCUGCAUUCGGUGAAGAAACAAGAGUCGACUCCAGAAUUACCACAACUUGGACAGGUCAAUGGUUCCACCAACAGUAUCAAUCCUAGUGUAGCAGAACCUACCAUUCAACGAAACCCGCCUGAGAUCAACCAAGGCCACAGAAAAGCAAGGUCAAAAUUUGGAGGUAUUCUCGCAAGAACAAAAACCGUUAGGCUGGAGGAUACCACGACCCGACAGAGAAGUAUAGUCCCAAGCCAGCUUCAACUCGAGACGAAACCCAACACUCGUGAGCAACUCGAGCCGUCACCAAAGACCGCUCCGCUCAAAUCGGAUUAUCGCGACAAAGUCCUGGGAAAUGAGGGUGGCAUUGCCAUAAGGAAUCGCUCAGCAGAUCGACAAAUCCGAGAAGAGUCUGGCUUUGGCAGAAGAGACCGUCAGAAUAACACUGUCCCUCUGUCAUCCUCCCAUUCGUCUUCUUUCAGAGAAGGCUCAACCCUACAGAUCUUGUCCAACAUAGGACAUACUGGAAAAGGCAUGGGUGACCGACUUGGUAAGGCCGGUAAAGGUUUCCUUGGCAAGAUCACAAGAAGUGGAAGCAGCAAUGAGCAUGAGCCCCUUACCGAUGACAGUUACGUGUGUACCACCAUCAAUCUGCCCCUGGUCAAGCAAACUCGCAAGACUAGGAUCGCACGCCGUUUGGAGUUGUCUAAGGACAAGACGGAGUUUUGGAUGCCUGCUCUUCCAUGGCGAUGCAUCGAUUAUCUGAACAUGAAUGGCUCUGAAGAAGAGGGUCUUUACCGAAUUCCCGGAAGUGGACGAGACGUCAAACAUUGGCAACGACGAUUUGAUACCGAGUACGACAUCAACCUCUUUGACGAGCCGGACUUGUACGAUAUCAAUACAAUCGGAUCCAUGUUCAAGUCAUGGUUAAGAGAAUUACCUGAAGAGAUCCUUCCCAAGUCUAUCCAGAACAAAGUCGCCACUCAAUGCGCAGGCGCAACAUCAGCGCCUCAGCUUAUGAAGGACGAGCUUUCUAGGCUGCCACCAUUCAACUAUUACCUCCUUUUCGCGAUCACCUGCCAUUUGAGUCUACUUCACAGCUAUGCCGACAAGAACAAGAUGGACUAUCGAAAUCUGUGCAUCUGCUUUCAGCCAUGUCUGAAGAUUGAUGCUUUUUGUUUCCAGUUUCUAGUUAUGGACUGGACGAACUGUUGGCAAGGAUGCUGGACGGAGAAGGAAUAUCUCGAGGAGGAAUACAGGUAUGAACGCGAGGGGUCUGUCAACGAAAGUGAGGAUCUUGCCGUGGACGACAGAGCCAUCUCGUCCAGUGGCAGCAGUCAACAACAAGCGCCCGCGCCAGCGCCUCCUCGAAGCGCAGACGCGGUCGCUCAACGAAAGUCGAUGGCGCCGAAGACGAAGCAAAGGAGUCUAUCUUCAGGAGCAAGUGGUAGAGACAGAUCCGACAGCGGGCAUGCAACCGCCCAAAGUGUGCCCGCUGUGCCACGAGUGACCACACCAGAGCCUCCGAGAGUGUCCCUCGAGCAGAAGCUACCGGAGUUGACUGGGCUCUCACCAAUCAGGAUGUAAGCUGGAUUGUUUUACUGUUCAUUACGAUACCCUUUUCUUUUCUGCUGUGGGAAGACGCGGCCGGGAAUGAUGAAUAUAGGUGUUCAUUGAGGUGAUGCAUGUGCUGA
Molecule: messenger RNA, 2600 nt
Organism: Exophiala viscosa
Lineage: Eukaryota; Fungi; Ascomycota; Eurotiomycetes; Chaetothyriales; Herpotrichiellaceae
Product: RalA-binding protein 1
Exons: 2
Coding region: 481-2493 (670 amino acids)
Biological process (GO): regulation of GTPase activity; signal transduction
Cellular component (GO): cytoplasm
Source: RefSeq, a predicted model, not a curated record